Cyclospora cayetanensis is the source of this 7437-nucleotide messenger RNA. RefSeq lists its product as uncharacterized. Gene Ontology annotation, cellular component: TRAPPIII protein complex; cytoplasmic vesicle; phagophore assembly site. Gene Ontology annotation, biological process: protein localization to phagophore assembly site; endoplasmic reticulum to Golgi vesicle-mediated transport. The transcript has 24 exons. Lineage: Eukaryota; Apicomplexa; Conoidasida; Eucoccidiorida; Eimeriidae. The record is from RefSeq and is a predicted model, not a curated record. The coding region runs from base 1 to 7437 and encodes 2478 amino acids.
AUGCAUCCAGAGAUUACACACAGGCGCCAAUGGCUCGCCCGCACCUUCGCACCGUACAUCCUCGUAGGCGGCUCGCAAACGGCGAAAAGGGAGGUGGCUUUCUUCACCGGGCUCUCUCUUGCUUGCCUUUUCCAGCCCUUCAAUGGGGAGACGGUUCACCGCAUAAGGAGCCACGUUAAGCGUCGGGCGGGGGUGUCUGUACACCGGGGCCGCCGCCACGCAGAAUCCUCUCAUGAUCCACCAACGCCCACGUCUUCGAGAUCUGCCUCUGACGAUGAAGAAGAGUUCUCCCCCGAUCAACUGGACCCCUCGGGGACGGUGUCUCGGCUCGGACCGCCGCGAGGAGUGCCCCCUUUGGUGCUGCAGCUACGCGCGGAUUGCGGAGCAUCUGCCGGCUCUGCGGGUAACAGUUCGAAAGCCAGCAGCAUCAGCGCCUCCGCAGGAGGAGGAGGCUCUCUCAAGCGACCUUCUCGGCCUUUAAGCGUGCGCUUUCUCAACUUGGAAGAGGCCGAGCCAGUGCCUUGCCCUUCCGUCGAGUCGCUAGCUGCACGCUCCCUGCUGCUGGCGUCUCCUAGCGUGAGCGAACUGCGAGAACAGAUGCGCUGUUCAGUCUUCGGAGGGGGCGUGCCGCCGGAUAUGAGGAAGCCGGAGCCCUCUACCGCCGCCAGCCAUCCCGCUGCAGAGACCUCCUUAGGCGCUGAACUGCCCUGGUACAACGAGUGGCGGCGUGUGAUAUUUGAAGGCACACGCUUCAGCUCCCAUGAAACUCUGUCGCAGCCUGUCGGCCUCAUCUUCGUCGUGAGCACACGCGAUCCUGACCCUGUAGCCGCCUUGGAGGAGCUCCUGCAGCCUUCCAGCCUGCCGCAAAUGUGCAGACAGUACAUCCUCGAUCCGAACCCCGUCAGGGCAGUCAUUCUGCUGGACGUACACCUCGACGCAUGCGCCGCCCGCAUGCGCGCUGCGGCUGCUCCAACGCCUGAUGCACAGGAGCCUCUCGCCUCCCCAAGCGCAGGAGGUGCUCCGCGAGGCAACUCAGAAGAUUUUGCCAAAGGGUUCUCCACCGAUGGACUUCGUGCAAAAGGCGACUCGGAGGGGGCCCCCUCUGCGGGGGGAGGAGGGGCCCCCCUCCCCCCGGGCAUUCAAGAGAGGGCAGCCUCCUCAAGACCUAUGGAAAUCAUGGAACGCCUCUGCGAGAUCUUUCCUCCCGCCAACUGUCACCUGCUGACGCUUGGACGCGGCUGCACAAGCACCCGACAUGCGCAGCUGCUCCCUGCAAUUCGCUUCCUCUACGCGCAGUCUCUGUCCUUCUCCUUCCACCAAACCCUUGGCGCAAGCCUAUCCCCCACGCUGCUCACGCACCCCGCUCCUCCGCACGCGCAACACCCCCCGCCAACCUCGAAGGCGGCAGAUUCUCCGGCCCAGCCCCAGCAGCAGCAACAGCAGCAGCAGCAGCAGCUGCUGCUGCUGCACAACGAUCCCCUUCAGCAAGUCCAGCACCCCCAACAGCUGGCAGACGCCAUCAUUCGAUCCGCAGAAAAGCUUCCCGUGGCUGCGCGCCUGACUGCCAACGCCAUCCCCCCCCCUGCUCCCCCCUCCCCUCCCAAGCCCGCAUCUCAGCAGCAACACCUGCAGCAAGAGCAGGCAGGAGAAGCUGCCCUCCGCUUCUCCCCCGCCUGCCUCGGCUGCAGCUUCUGCGUCGGCUUGGCGUGGCAAGAUCUCCAGUGGCUUGGAGCAUUCGUGCGGCAUUUCGUGGCGACUUCUGUAGUUCCUUGGUCAGAGCAACGCAUUCGACAACUCGACGCAAGCAUCAGCAGCAACCGCAAAGGCCUAAGAAAUCAGCUGCGCUACCUGUGGAGGAAGCCUAAGGCAGUCACUGCCGCGUCGGCUACUCCCACUGCCGCAGCAGAGGCGGUCGUGGUGGGGAUUGCCGCUGCAGCUGAAGAGGCGGGAGGAGCAGCUGAAGCUCUCUUAUCCGCCGUUGGAGGCGCGCUGCUUGGAGAAUCAGGCAGUGGCAGCGGCGGAGGGGUCGUCAACGGAGGCUCCAGCGACACUGGGGAGGGGAAGGUGGUGAUGGGUGGAGCGGGAGGGUCGUUGUCUGUAUCGCCUACUGUCACGCCUUCUGCAGGCUGCUAUGUCCUGCACGCUAUUGAGUGGCAGUACCGACUCUUGGGGGACCUUAGCUUGUUGUUUGGAAGCGCAGAAAGCGCUUUGCAGAGUUACAGAAGCUGCGCCACCGACUUCAAGCAAGACAAGCGCUGGCUGCACUUGGGAGGCGCAUACGAAAUGUGUGCGGUGGCACUACACGCCAUGGCUGGCCCCAGGCGGGAGAUUGAGUCGUACAUUGACCAGGCAUACAACGCAUACGUAAAGGCUGCAGCAGGCCGUCUGGCACUGCGCUGCGUGCUGCUCGCGCAUCGCUUGCUGAUGGACGGCAGCGGCAGCACGAGCAGCAGCAGCAGCAGCACGAGCAGCAGCAGCAGCAGCGCGAGCAGCAGCAGCGCGAGCAGCAGCAGCAGCAGCAACAGCACGAGCAGCAGCAGCAGCAGCAGUGCCGCCACAAGCUUCUUGCAGCUGCCGCACGUCCUGCAUCUGCCACUGAUGACUGGAGGCGGAGGACGCUCUGCAGAUGUCUCCGCUGAAGUCGCGCGGCGUCUCAUCGCCGCAAAUGCGGAGCUUCCCUCUCUGGAUGCUUCCAUGUGGCAGCAACAGCAGCAGCAACAGCAGCAACAGCAACAGCAGCAACAGCAGCAACAACAAGGGGUGUCGGCUAUUCAGGCCCAAAGCCAAGCCAUCAGGAGUGCGAUGCUGCUCGAGCAGGCAGCUGUCUGCCUCGAGCACGCAGGCUUCUCACAGUGGAGGAAGCGCAACUUUCAGCUCGUCAUGGCAGGGCAUACAUACUACAAGGCGGGAUACAAACGCUUCGCGCUGCGCUGCUAUCUGCACGUCUUUGAGGGCUAUGAGGCGGGCGGUUGGCAUCAUGUAGCACAACACUUGCGCUUCAUCAUGGCACGACAAACCUUCAGUCUACACCUUCUUGAAGAAUCCAUUCUGCAUUUUCUGGGGCUUCUUAAUAGCAUCGCUGCCCUGCACGAAUGCCGCAUGCUUACGGGCAGUGGCGGAGCAGGCCUUGCGCUGAUCCCUCCGGAGCGGCAGUCUCACUACGUGAGAGAAUUUCUGUUUGUGUGUCGGGUGCUCCUUGAGCGGCAGCGGCUCGCUGCAUCCGAAAAGGUUGUAGCGGCGAGAGCUUUCUUAGACAGACCCUCAGAGAAAUUUGCACAGGGCGAAGAUUUCACAAGUGCCAUCACUCUCGAUACUGAGCUCCGCGUGCCAAUUCUUCAGCUGCGAGACACCCUAGGAUUGUUGCGGAACAGUGUUGGCGUGUACCUGCCUGGAGACGCUCUCCUCGCUGAGGCGGAAGGGACGCUCCCCCUCAGCGCGGCAUCUCUGCCGUCUGAAUCGCUGGCCUUCGCUUCGCUUGAAGGCAGUUUUGUCUCGUGCCAGGCCUUCGAGGAACUUCGCCGAACCACCGCAGUUGGGCUGCCCGUUACUGUCGAGUUGCGUCUCAUGAAUCCUUUGUCCCUCCGCAUAGAGCUCAGCAACCUCCGGCUUUUUGGAAUUCUCCUGCCACGGGGUGGCUUGUCUCCCCAGGAGGAAGCUGCUACACCCCAGGCGGAGCUUACGGAGGCUGCAGCAGCUCAGCAGGCCAUAGCCUUCUCCACUGUCAAUGUCGCCCUCGAUCCUACUGCGUCGGCAAGUGUUCGACUGACUGCAACACCGCUAAAGCCUGGACGGCUGUGUUUGCAAGGCAUUGUCGGGGAGCUCUUUCGGUUGGUGCGAGUCGCUCAGUUUUUUUGUUUGCACGGCUCUCAGCGCGUUGAACGGCGCUUUGACAUCGGCCACUGUCACCUGGACUGCGAGGCGGAGGAGGAGAACGAUCGUGCAGCAGACGCGGAGGAGGGUCGUUGCAGGCUGCAGCAACGUCUCAGCAUGAUUCGCCAGCUGCUGGCGUCCUCGCAGACUUCGGAGAUAAAGGGGCAGCUGUCUCGCCUGCUUCACGGGCUGCCCCUCUUUUACGCGUUGCACGUGGAGGAUUUCAGACUUCUGCACAUGGAAACACCCAUACGGGUCUUUCGCUGGGAUGCGCGCAGCCGAGUGAACGAGACACACAGACCUGAUCUGCGCCUCGAACUGGAAGUUGCGAAAGACUUCGCAUUUCUAGACUGCCAGUUUCUUGACUGGCCAAGACACUACCGCCACCACGCCUCGAAAAGCAGUCCGCGAAACUCGGCGGAAGCGGCAGUGAGGCAGAGCGGCGAAACGCAAAAACGUGAAGAUGAGAAAUGCUCCGCACUGACGCAGCACCAAACACAGACACCACCCGAGGACGCGGCAGCUGCAGCCUUAAAAGGCAUGCCCAACCCAUCAGCAGCACGCGGCAAAUGCGGCCUUAAAAGGCAUGCCCAACCCAUCAGCAACGCGGCGAAUGCGGCCUUAAAAGGCAUGCCAAAUCCAUCAGCAGCAUGCAGCGAAUGCGGCCUUAAAAGGCAUGCCAAAUCCAUCAGGAGCGUAAGCCAAGAAAUAGUUUGGUGGGAAGCGGUAGAGGAAGGCGCUGAGAUGGCCGUCAUCAAUGAAGCUCCCGCCGCUGAGUGUUGCGCAGCAUUUCUUUGUGCCCCCGCUAUGAAGCCCUUUAGCCCCCAUGGAAGUGAUGUGUCUGCGUGUGAAGUUCGCGAGACGCCGUGGAUGCUGGCGGGGGAGCAGCGGGAGUGCUUCCUUUUGGUGCGAAAUGGCGCAGCAGCCCGUUCUCUGGAGGAGCUCACAGUCGCAGUAUUUCCCCAGGAUAUCGUGUCCAUUACGUCUGCGACGCUGCUUUCAGAGGCGCAGGUUAAAGCAGCAGUGGAGAUGCGCUUGGGGCAGCAGCUAGUGCAAAUGCCGAAGGCUGUGCAGGCUGCUGCCUUACCCGACGGCCUUCCUCUGCGCGUCCACUCGUGGGGUGUAGGCAGUUGCAGCAGCAGCAGCAGGAUGAUGAUGAUGCCCGCAGGGGAGCUCGACAGCUCCUCUUUCGUUCGCGUUUUUAGUUUGCAGCCGGCUGCCUCUGCAGCAGAGGGUAGCGACUGCAAACUACAAACGCCGACAAAGUCGAGCUCUCUCAUUCCUCCAGGGAUGACAGCCUGCCUCCGCCUCUUUGUGCGAGCGACGUGCGCUGGCAUUCAUCGCGUCCGCUUCUGCCUGAGAGGGCUGCCUGAGAAGCAGCAGCAGCAGCAACAGUCGCAGAGCGAAGCAGACACAGGAGAUCACGUGCGGCCCGUCUGGAGGGCAGUGGAGGCAAUUUUCGCGGUAGCCCCUUCUCUCGAGCUCCACGUCGAACCGCGGCUGUCGUGGCGCGUGCCAUCUCAAGUCCUCUUCUUAUGCAGAGUCCGCAGCAUCUCCCCACACCGCCUGAGGGUGUGCGGCCUUUGUGCCCAGGGGCUGCCUUCCGCCCAAACGUGUGCUGCAAGUCGUACAGCGGCGAGUGGCGGUAGUCUCUUCCCUGGAUGUGUGCCGCUCAUACCCUACAGGUGGACGUUCAGCGAAGGCACAGAAGGCAGCAAGACGGGCAGCAGCUUUGCUUCUGACGCGCGAGGAUCGCCUCCUGCAGAUGCCCCUCAGAGAGAGCUGGGACCUUCGGAGGAGUUGCUCCUCGUCUACGCUUCUCAAGACGCGGAAAAACUCCAGCGUUUGGCGGAUUUAUCUGCAGAGAAUCAAGUGCAGGUGGCCCUUCAGUGGGAGCUCUGCGGCGCGAGCGACCAAGAGCCGUCCUCCUCAGCUUCGACUGCUUCCUCCAGCCUGCCUUUUGACAGCCGCUUGCCUUCUGCUGCCUCUUCUGCCCUCCCGCAUCAUCCCACAGAAUCCGCGCACUUCUUUCAAAGGCCCCCCCCCACCGCUUACGGUGAAGGCAGGAGCUGCCGCCAGCGCACAGGAACGGUAUCAUCGCUCAAUCCCGUGUCGCUUGCCGUGAUGCCUCGUGGCCUUCCCCUUGAGUUGACGGUUGCACCUUCGCUGGCACUUGACCGGCGGUGCAUUCGCUGGACAGCGGAGGCGCCCUGUAUGUACACCGUGGCGUUUAUCGUGAGAAACGUCUCGAGCUCGCUCCACCUCCGUCUGCGCCUGCGCAUGGCAUCCCGAAGUAGCGGGCCGACCCUUCGAAGCCAAGAGGAGGCUUUUCCGGCGCUCGAAGCCUUCGAACCCUCGGCAGAAGUCGGCGCUGCAUCACUUCGAGACGCCUCGGAGCUGAGCCAACGGAAAGGGAGCGGCGCAGUCCAGGGGGGCUCAGCUGACUCCCCGCACUUUGGCCUUCGGCCGUUGUGCGCCGCAGUUCUUGCAGAGGGUGAAACUGACAACACCCUCGAUGCGCAGCUCAAGGCUGAACUGCCUGACGCGUGCUACAACGACGGGGUAAAGGCCCGCCUUGGCCGUCGCAUCGUAGAUUUUAACCCUGGGAAUGGUCAGCAGGGGCACGUGGGCGAGGGGGGGCGGCUUUCGCAGCUGGGCUUGAAGACUGGCAGCGGCGCGGACGGGUUGAAGACUCCACAGGUGAGAGGGAGGCGCAGCCAUCCGGCAACUAAGCGAAGGCUGGCUUUUCCUGCACAACUAUUCAUGAGAGGCACAGGGUCGGGGGCACUAGGGAGAGGAGGAGCAGGUCAGCAGCAUGCGAUCUCCAGAUGCGGCUCCCAGGGGAGCACGCCAACUGUGGCGCUAGACGGAAGUUGCAUUUGGCUCGGAAAAGUAAGCCACGACUUGGGGGUGCUGCCUCCGGGGGCAAGUGCGCAUGCAGAGUUCACGGCCUUAUUUCCGUGUCCAGGCAUCUACAAUUUAAACGCUUUGAAGGCGCAAGUCAUUCUGGUGGCAGAUGAGACUGCAAGGCAGGAACAGAAAUGCAGACAGAUCGGCGACCCCAGCGCGCUGCGUGCGCUGGACCACCGAUUCAAAGAAACGCGGCGGGGUGCACACCUGCGGAAGUCGGGAUGGCCAUUCGGCUGCAGCACUGCAUUGCUGGACCCAGCAGCAGACAGACAGCCUAGGAGAACCGACGGCGGGGGGCCCAUACGCGACUCAAGCUCCGAUCGAUUGAGCGCGGUGCACGUAGCCACAGUUUUACACACCCAGCAGAGAGGUGACAGCUCCAAAACUACAGGCAUAGCCGAAUCGUCACACAGGCUGGCAGCUGGCCGUUGCCUUUGUUACAAAAAAGCUACUUCACUAGAUAUGCGCAUAGCAGUUCAAAAAGAGCGAAACAACACUGCCCUUCUCCCGGAAUGGCAAAAACCCAAACUACGAAGUGUCACGAUGCCCUUCAAAGUUGAGGGCUUCACGGCGAGUGCCGUUGCCUCGUUGGAUGUGUAUUGUGUUCCGUCCCUGUGUAUUGCUUCGUGUUCAGAUGAUUUCUAUACGAUUGCGUGA